AUGCGUAUAUUUUAUAUUGCCCUUUUGGGCGCCUGCGUGGCACUCGCAUACGGUGCUCAUAUCCAUACGGAGACGGCAGUGAGCACCGAAGCAGUGAAGCCACAGUCACCUGCUGCUAACGGUCCGUGUUGUGAAAGUGUGCGACAAACUCUGCUAGAGAUUCGGAAAGAUAUUCGCUUGUGGCUCCUGGAUAGACUAUUCGGUAAACUGAUUGUGGAAAACGAUAAACGUGCGAACUGUUCAAAUAAUCAAAUAACAUCGACGGCGGAUGGUUCAAAUGUUGUACAAAAUACAAUUCAAUUUGAUUCGAUUAUCGACGAGAUUAGAAGUACUAUUCCGCAUAAUCAUCGAACUGCGGAACGGAAUGAUGCGACUACCACCAUCUCAGAGGAAAUUAUCUCAUCAGAUCCCGUCGUGAACGUAAUUUCCGCAGAAAACAAUACCGGAAAUGAUCAAUCUGGAUCCACUUCGACAGCGACUACGAUCACCUCUAAUGUUACGAAAACGACUACAACCACCACCACGACUACGACUACAACCACCUCUAAGGUUACGAAGUCAGCAGAUGAGCCCGUGGUGAAAGUGGUUUCCGGAAACAGUCAAUCUGGAUCCUCUUCGACUACGACUACAACCACCUCUAAGGUUACGAAGUCAGCAGAUGAGCCCGUGGUGAAAGUGGUUUCCGGAAACAGUCAAGUGGUGAAAGUGGUUUCCGGUAACAGUCAAUCUGGAUCCUCUUCGACUACGACUACAACCACCACCACGACUACGACUACAACCACCUCUAAGGUUACGAAGUCAGCAGAUGAGCCCGUGGUGAAAGUGGUUUCCGGAAACAGUCAAUCUGGAUCCUCUUCGACUACGACUACAACCACCUCUAAGGUUACGAAGUCAGCAGAUGAGCCCGUGGUGAAAGUGGUUUCCGGAAACAGUCAAACUACGACUACAACCACCACCAAGAUAACGAAGCCAGAAGUCGAUCCCGUGGUGAAAGUGGUUUCCGGAAACAGUCAAUCUGGAUCCUCUUCGACUACGACUACAACCACCUCUAAGGUUACGAAGUCAGCAGAUGAGCCCGUGGUGAAAGUGGUUUCCGGAAACAGUCAAGUUACGAAGCCAGCAGAUGAGCCCGUGGUGAAAGUGGUUUCCGGAAACAGUCAAUCUGGAUCCUCUUCUUCUACAACGACUACAACCACCACCAAGAUAACGCAGCCAGCAGUCGAUCCCGUGUUGAAAGUUACGAAGCCAGCAGAUGAGCCCGUGGUGAAAGUGGUUUCCGGAAACAGUCAAUCUGGAUCCUCUUCUUCUACAACGACUACAACCACCACCAAGAUAACGCAGCCAGCAGUCGAUCCCGUGUUGAAAGUCGAUCCCGUGGUGAAAGUGGUUUCCGGAAACAGUGAAUCUGGAUCCUCUUCGACUACGACUACAACCCAAUCUGGAUCCUCUUCGACGACGACUACAACCACCUCUAAGGUUACGAAGUCAGCAGUCGAUCCCGUGGUGAAAGUGGUUUCCGGAAACAGUCAAUCUGGAUCCUCUUCGACUACGACUACAACCACCUCUAAGGUUACGAAGUCAGCAGUCGAUCCCGUGGUGAAAGUGGUUUCCGGAAACAGUGAAUCUGGAUCCUCUUCGACAACGACUACAACCGUCGAUCCCGUGGUGAAAGUGGUUUCCGGAAACAGUGAAUCUGGAUCCUCUUCGACUACGACUACAACCGUCGAUCCCGUGGUGAAAGUGGUUUCCGGAAACAGUCAAUCUGGAUCCUCUUCUUCUACAACGACUACAACCACCUCUAAGGUUACGAAGUCAGCAGUGGAUCCCGUGGUGAAAGUGGUUUCCGGAAACAGUCAAUCUGGAUCCUCCUCUUCUACAACGACAACAACCGUGGUGAAAGUGGCUUCCGGAAACAGUCAAUCUGGAUCCUCUUCAACAACGACUACAACCACCACCAAGAUAACGAAGCCAGCAGUGGAUCCCAUGGUGAAAGUGGUUUCCGGAAACAGUCAAUCUGGAUCCUCUUCAACAACGACUACAACCACCUCUAAGGUUACGAAGCCAGCAGAUGAGCCCGUGGUGAAAGUGGUUUCCGGAAACAGUCAAUCUGGAUCCUCUUCAACAACGACUACAACCACCUCUAAGGUUACGAAGCCAGCAGAUGAGCCCGUGGUGAAAGUGGUUUCCGGAAACAGUCAAUCUGGAUCCUCUUCGACAACGACUACAACCACCUCUAAGGUUACGAAGUCAGCAGUGGAUCCCGUGGUGAAAGUGGUUUCCGGAAACAGUCAAUCUGGAUCCUCUUCGACAACGACUACAACCACCUCUAAGGUUACGAAGUCAGCAGUGGAUCCCGUGGUGAAAGUGGUUUCCGGAAACAGUCAAUCUGGAUCCUCCUCUUCGACAACGACUACAACCACCUCUAAGGUUACGAAGCCAGCAGUAGAUCCCGUGGUGAAAGUGGUUUCCGGAAACAGUCAAUCUGGAUCCUCCUCUUCGACUACGACUACAACCACCUCUAAGGUUACGAAGCCAGCAGUCGAUCCCGUGGUGAAAGUGGUUUCCGGAAACAGUCAAUCUGGAUCCUCUUCGACUACGACUACAACCACCUCUAAGGUUACGAAGUCAGCAGAUGAGCCCGUGGUGAAAGUGGUUUCCGGAAACAGUCAAUCUGGAUCCUCUUCAACAACGACUACAACCACCACUAAAGUUACGAAGUCAGCAGUCGAUCCCGUGGUGAAAGUUGUUUCCGGAAACAGUCAAUCUGGAUCCUCCUCUUCGACUACGACUACAACCACCUCUAAGGUUACGAAGCCAGCAGUAGAUCCCGUGGUGAAAGUGGUUUCCGGAAACAGUCAAUCUGGAUCCUCCUCUUCUACAACGACAACAACCGAUGAGCCCGUGGUGAAAGUGGUUUCCGGAAACAGUCAAUCUGGAUCCUCUUCGACAACGACUACGACGAGCUCUGAACAAGCUAACUCAUCAGUUAGUCCAGUCGUUACAGUAGUUUCUGGAGAGACUAAAACGGUUAACAGCCAAUCUGGAUCUACGACAAUAGUUGACAGUGGCGCUAGGAGUGAAACGGACAUUUCAAAGUCUGGUUCAUCAAAUAGCCACCGUUUUGGCUCAAACGAUUAUUUAAAUCAACAAAUCGUUCCGGGUGUUAUUGGAAAGGUUAUUAAAAGGGGUCAAGAAACCAUUUUAUCAAAUGUUGCAGAUGGCGUUCAACCAGGAAAUGCACAGAUUCAAGCUAGAAAGUUUGCGAUAAAUAGGAGACAGGCUAAUGGAUAUGUUAAUGGAGGUGACGCACGUUACGGCGUUGGACACUAUCCCUACUGGUGGGGAACUCAGGCACAAUGGCUAGGAGCCAGACCGUCAUGGGAUUAUUAUGGAAGUGGAUGGGGUACCAACGUUUGGAAUGGUCAAUAUAUUAACUAACAGCUUGUUAGCGUAUUAAAAAUGACUAUGUUGGGAGCUCUGUACUUAAAAGUUUAUAAAAUAUAUAUG
This is a messenger RNA of Drosophila hydei, 3507 nucleotides long. Its product is annotated as mucin-5AC-like. The record is from RefSeq and is a predicted model, not a curated record. The transcript has 14 exons. The coding region runs from base 1 to 3438 and encodes 1145 amino acids. Lineage: Eukaryota; Metazoa; Arthropoda; Insecta; Diptera; Drosophilidae.